This is a messenger RNA of Selaginella moellendorffii, 1717 nucleotides long. RefSeq names its product phenylalanine--tRNA ligase alpha subunit, cytoplasmic. Lineage: Eukaryota; Viridiplantae; Streptophyta; Lycopodiopsida; Selaginellales; Selaginellaceae. Gene Ontology annotation, molecular function: ATP binding; tRNA binding; phenylalanine-tRNA ligase activity. The transcript has 18 exons. Gene Ontology annotation, cellular component: cytosol; cytoplasm; phenylalanine-tRNA ligase complex. The coding region runs from base 40 to 1515 and encodes 491 amino acids. The record is from RefSeq and is a predicted model, not a curated record. Gene Ontology annotation, biological process: phenylalanyl-tRNA aminoacylation.
UUUAGGGUUUAGUGGAAACUUAGGGUUGUAGUGGAGGGGAUGAGGGACGCCGAUGGCGCCGAGAGGGCGCUUCUCGCUUUCCUGGAGUCGAAUGCCGAGAUUUCCAAUUCCGAGGCGUUUGCGCGGGAUCUAGGCGUGGAUCACGAGCUGCUGGCGGGGACGAUCAAGAGUUUGCACGGAUUUGGCUUCAUUGAGGCCAAGGAUGUGAGACGGGAGUCGUGGGAGUUGACGGAGGAGGGGCUGGUGUACAGCCGGAAUGGCUCCCCCGAGGUACAAGUGUUUGACGCGGUUCCGGCUGGAGGGAUUUCGCGAGAAGAUUUGCAGAGAAAGCUGGAUGACAGUGUGUUUUCCAUUGGUUUCCGCAAAGCAAUGAGUAACAAGUGGCUGGAGACCAAGCCAUUGGUUUCUCGUAAGGUUUUGAAGGUUGAGGAUGUUGUGAAACAACAGCUACUAGACGUUAAGGAUGGCAAGAACUUAUCAGCGGCUGACAUUGAUGCUUUGAAAAAACGGAAGCUUAUAGUUCCUAAGGUAUGGAAGGCGUAUUCCAUAACAAAGGGAGCGAAUUACGCUCCAACGAGAACGAAAGCGGCAACUGAGGUUACUCGUGAGAUGCUACUAAAGGAAACCUGGUCAGAGGUUGCAUUCAAACCGUACAAUUUCCAAGCUCUUGGACAACCAACGGAAGGUGGUCAUUUACAUCCAUUGCUGAAGGUGCGAACAAAGUUCAGGCAGAUUUUCUUGGAGAUGGGGUUUGAGGAGAUGCCUACGAACAAUUUUGUUGAAAGCAGCUUCUGGAAUUUCGAUGCCUUGUUCCAGCCGCAGCAGCAUCCUGCCCGGGACUCACACGACACAUUCUUCUUAAAAAGUCCUUGUAAAACGCAGACAUUCCCGGAAGACUACCUGGAGCGUGUGAAGACAAUCCAUGAACAAGGUGGCUUUGGUUCCAUUGGAUACAUGUACGAUUGGAAAAGGGAGGAGGCCGAGAAGAAUGUUUUACGUACACAUACGACUGCUGUUUCUUCUCGUAUGCUGUACAAAUUGGCCCAGGAUGGAUUUGUUCCCAAGCGUUAUUUCUCCAUUGAUCGUGUCUUUCGCAACGAAGCAGUAGACAGAACGCAUCUGGCAGAGUUCCAUCAAAUUGAGGGCUUGAUUUGUGACAAGGGCCUAACACUCGGAGAUCUCAUUGGGGUUCUUAAUGACUUUUUCUCUCGGUUAGGGAUGAAGAAGCUGAGAUUCAAGCCGGCGUACAACCCGUAUACCGAACCGAGCAUGGAGAUUUUCAGCUAUCACGAGCAGCUGAAUAAGUGGGUGGAAGUCGGAAACUCGGGCAUGUUUAGACCCGAGAUGCUCCUUCCAAUGGGACUUCCAGAUGACGUCUCUGUGAUUGCAUGGGGGCUAUCUCUAGAAAGGCCCACGAUGAUUUUAUAUGGCAUCGACAACAUAAGAGAUCUCUUUGGACACAAGGUCGACCUCAAGCUAAUCAAGUCAAACCCGAUUUGUCGGCUCGGCAUGUAGCCGAUAGAAACCGCAGCAUACCCAAAAAAGAAUCCGCGGCUUACUUUUUUAAAAGCUCGAGCUCUCUCAUUCUCUCUCUCCCGUGACAAAUUGACAAUGUCACGAUCCCAACCAAAAAUUUUUAGAUCCGUCGGUCUGCCGUUUUUCUCUAUUGAUAUUCCCAACGUACAGAAACAAAAUAUAUAUAAUCAAGCAGAAGAAA